Molecule: messenger RNA, 1531 nt
Organism: Theobroma cacao (cacao)
Lineage: Eukaryota; Viridiplantae; Streptophyta; Magnoliopsida; Malvales; Malvaceae
Product: glucan endo-1,3-beta-glucosidase-like
Biological process (GO): carbohydrate metabolic process
Molecular function (GO): hydrolase activity, hydrolyzing O-glycosyl compounds
Source: RefSeq, a predicted model, not a curated record
GGAACCAUGGGAAUCCUCCUCCUCGCCACCUUCCUUCACCUCGUCACCUCCGCCACCGCCCUCGGCGUAAACUAUGGCAUGAUAGCGGACAACCUUCCGUCACCUUACGAAGUUGCCAACUUCAUCAAGACCAAAACUAUUUUUGACAGCGUAAAGAUCUUUGAUACGAACCCUGAUGUCCUUAGAGCUUUUGCAAACACUGAUAUUUCGGUCACGGUCACGGUUGCCAAUGGACAAAUCCCUUCUUUAACCAAUGUUCGAGCGGCGAGGAGAUGGGUGAAUAACCAUAUUCGCCCUUUUUAUCCACAGACGAAGAUCAAGUAUAUUUCUGUUGGCAACGAAAUUUUGCUUUUUAACGUUCAGGAUCAAAUUAACAAUCUUGUGCCAGCAAUGAAAUCUCUUCAUCUUGCUUUGGCUAAAGCUGGAAUUCGGGGUAUUAAGGUCACAACAGCUCAUGCUCUUAACAUAUUCAAUGGUGACUCUGUGCCAAGUUUGGCUCGGUUUAGGCAGGAUUAUGCAAAGAGCUUCUUUGCUCCUUUACUACUAUUCCUUCGAAGAACAAAAUCACCUUUCAUGAUCAACCCUUACCCUUACUUCGAGUUGAAUGCGAUGGGGAACAAAUUGGACUAUGCUCUUUUCAAGAGAAAUCCUGGUUUGUUUGAUAAACAUAGUGGGAAAACAUACACCAAUGCCCUUGAUGCUCUCUUGGACAAAACACAUUCGGCCAUGAGUGCCAUUGGCUGUGGAGAUGUUGACAUUGUCAUUGGCGAAACCGGUUGGCCUUCCCAGGGUGAUGGAGGAAACCUGGUUGCUACUGUUGGGAAUGCACUUUCUUACAAUGGGAAUUUGGUUAGGGAAAUCCUUUCAGGAAAUGGCACACCUUUGAUGCCAAACAGGAGGUUUGAGACUUACAUUUUCGCAUUGUUUAAUGAGAAUCAGAAACCAGGUCCCCUCGCUGAGAGGAAUUGGGGUUUAUUUAGACCAGAUUUCACCCCUGUUUACAAUGUUGGAGUUUUGCGCAAUGGCCAGCCGAUGCCAAGACCAGCAAUACGGGCACCAUCAAGCAAGAAGUUCUGUGUACCGAAACCUGGAGUCACCGAUGCUCAACUGCAAUCUAACCUAGAUUACGCAUGUAGCCAAGGUGCUAAUUGCAGUCCAAUUCAACCUGGUGGGCCUUGCGCUCAACCAGGCACCGUCAGGUCUCGUGCAACAUUUGCCAUGAAUUCUUACUAUCGAAACAAAGGCCAAGCUGAUAACGCCUGUGAUUUUUCUGGCACUGCUCAAAUCACCACUGCCGAUCCAAGUUAUGGCAACUGCCACUACCCUUGAAGAAUUGGAUGAGGAAAGAUUGGUUAUUGAGUGAAGGUUGGUUAAGGGGGAAUUUCCCUUUUGGAGGAAAAAGCUUGAGAAAUUCCCUCAUACAAAUUACUGUGUAGUGUAGUUCUUUUACUUUCUUUGAUGCUUUGUUGUAUGCUGCAAUUGCAGUAUCAAAUGUGAACAUCAAUUUCCAAUAAUUUAAUUUAUUUUUGCA